Helicoverpa armigera (cotton bollworm) is the source of this 1759-nucleotide messenger RNA. It is a transcript of the gene Cndp2, whose product is annotated as Cytosolic non-specific dipeptidase 2. Gene Ontology annotation, biological process: proteolysis. NCBI's taxonomy places the organism in Eukaryota, Metazoa, Arthropoda, Insecta, Lepidoptera, Noctuidae. Gene Ontology annotation, molecular function: metallodipeptidase activity. The record is from RefSeq and is a predicted model, not a curated record. The transcript is spliced from 9 exons. Bases 10 to 1602 code for a protein of 530 amino acids.
ACCAUCAUCAUGACUUCGUGUUUGAUUAGAACGGCAAAAUGCAUUUGUAAUGUUAAAAGGUUCCCAGCUGCAAGAGCGUCGUGUAUAGCGAACAAUUUUAUUAAUCGGCCUUUAUAUCGAGAUUAUUCAGUUACACCCAAGCAAAACCCGACACAUAAAAUGGAUAGGACUUUGCCACAUGUAUUUAAGUACGUAGAUGAGAAUGUGGCUAGUUACAAGCAACUUUUAAAGGAGGCGGUUGCUAUUCCGUCGGUGUCCUGUGAUAUCAAGUACCGCAAAGACUGCGUGCGAAUGGUGGAAUGGAUGCAGGAGAAGUUAAAGGCUGUUGGCGCAACCACUGAGCUCAGGGAUGUUGGUUAUCAGACUACUGAUGGCAAACAAGUAAAACUGCCUCCAGUUCUGGUAGGCGUUUUGGGAAAAGAUGUUAUGAAAAACACCAUAUGCAUUUAUGGUCAUCUGGAUGUUCAACCUGCAUUGAAGUCUGACGGAUGGGCCACUGAGCCCUUCGAGCUUGUGGAAAAGGAUGGCAAACUCUAUGGCCGUGGUUCAACUGAUGACAAGGGACCAGUCCUGGGCUGGGUACACGCCAUUAAUGCUUACAAAGGCGUUGGUGAAGAGCUUCCAGUCAAUUUGAAGUUCAUAUUUGAAUGUAUGGAAGAGUCUGGAUCUGAAGGAUUGGAUGCUUUACUCUUAGAGAAUUUGAAACCAGAGGGAUUCUUCAAAGAUGUAGACUAUGUGUGUAUAUCAGAUAACUACUGGCUGGGCACCACUAAACCUUGCAUUACAUACGGCCUGCGUGGUAUCAGUUACUAUUUCUUAGAAAUUGAGUGCGCCAAAAUGGAUUUACACAGUGGUGUCUAUGGUGGAACUGUUCAUGAAGCUAUGACGGAUCUUAUUUGGUUGAUGAAUGAGCUCGUGGACAAAGAUGGCAAGAUUCGUGUGACCGGUAUCUACGAUUCAGUUGCGCCGUUAACUGAAAAUGAGAAGAAACUGUACACGAACAUCGAUUUUGAUACUGAUGCUUACAGGAAAUCAAUUGGUGCUCCGAAAUUAGCUCAGAACGGCAACAAGGAACAGCUGCUCAUGCAUCGUUGGAGAUACCCCAGCCUUUCACUUCACGGCAUUGAAGGUGCUGCCUUCCAACCGGGCGCGAAGACUGUUAUUCCCGGCAAAGUUAUUGGCAAGUUCUCGAUAAGAAUCGUACCCAACCAGGAGCCCGAAGAAGUAGAGAAACUAGUGUUUGACUUCAUCAACAAGAAGUGGGCUGACAGGGGUUCGCCUAACAAGAUGCGUAUUACGGCUCAGAGUGGCCGUGCAUGGACAGAAAACCCCGACCACCCUCACUACCAGGCUGCGGCGCGCGCUACCAGACUUAUCUAUUUAACGGAGCCGGACAUGUCCCGCGAAGGAGGUUCGAUCCCGGUGACGAUCACGCUGCAGGAAGCCAGCGGACGCAACGUGCUGCUGCUGCCGAUGGGCGCCGGCGACGACAUGGCGCACUCGCAGAACGAGAAGAUCAACGUGCGCAACUAUAUUGAAGGAAUAAAGUUGUUCGCAGCUUACAUGUUCGAAGUGAGCAAGCUGUCUAAGUCAGAGAAGUAAAGUUUAAGCUGAGGGCAAGGACGUUUCGUGUAAGCAGUAUGUUCAAAGGAUUGCCUUCAUUCCAACCUUAAAGUACAUACACAUUGCAUAAUGUAUGUUUUAUCUUGCAUAAUAUGUCUCGGUGCCUUAUUCUUACAUUUGGACAGUGUAACUUAUU